CUCAUCGCAUCGCGGGCGCCCCGUGUAGUCGUCUGAUUCCCCGCAAAAAACAUUGCGAAGCACUUUCCACGCCAUUUCGCCCAUCCGCCCGCCACCAUGCCUUACAAACCGUUUCAGUCCACCUACUACGAUGACCGCAUGCGCGCGAAUCCUGCCCUUCUCCGUGCCCGAGCACCGUACCUAGUCAAGAACACCAUCACCGGCACCGCCAUUUGCGCUCUCGUAGUUGGCAUUUAUGCCUAUACCAUCAAUGUCAUUUCCCAAGAUGAGUUCGAAGACGUCGUUGUCCCUAAUGAACCCAUCACCCGCCAAACACCGCGACCCGGCUCAACCACCGAGACCGUACAGGCAGCCGUAAACGCGAGGAAGUAAUAAAUAUACAAUAACAAGGUCGAAGAGGAGCAGAAGAGAUAUCCAGAAUCUGCUGCAGACUGAAGAUCACGAGCGCCAUGGUUGAUGCGUGGAGUGUUGUGGACUAAACAGCAAUUGGGUGGACUGUAAAUUUGUGUACCAUACAUAUGCAUUGGGUGGCGCUAGUGUGGCGUAUCAUUGAAAGGGGACUCUCCCCUUGGUCCUAAUUAUCGCGAUUGUUUGUUUCUUAAUCAAUGUUUUGUUACCCCAUCAUUCGGGGUGGUUGGAAAAUGUGCUCUCUUGGAAGUCCACAGCGUAAAAUACCCCCACGUGACAAAAUGUGGCCUACAUGCACCUGGGCAUACAUAUUUAUGUAUUGUACGAUCGCUGGACAAAAGCAUUCGUCGGAAUAGGAAACUCUUCUUCGUUGAAUGCAUACAUAGCAACAAUGCGAUCCUUAUAACAAGAUUUGCGCAUGCUAACAAUCGCAUUGCAACACAAAACCCCAUAUGACCCCAACACACCCUGACUUCAAUGUACUACAAGGUACCCAUGGAGAGGAAACGCAUACUUCGCAGUUACUGCAUGCUGGAAACCCGAUAGUCUGGGCUAUUCUGUUGAUCUUUGAAAAAGACCAAGGGUGGUUCCAGGCUAGAACCAAGUCGACGGUAUCUAGAGGUUGGAAUGAGUUCCUCGAACUUGUUUCUGAACACAAGAGAUAAGAGGGAGUUUGUGACAUAUUUGAGCUGGUUUUUGAGCCAUUUAGCUCUUGUUUUGAGGGGAAAUCGAACACAUGAUUACAUUGCCCUUGCCAAGAUGCCCUGUGGGCUUGCGGCAUAUAACGGAGUGCUAGUGCACCUAUUUUCAUUUCAUCAAUGCCUCCCGCCGCAACACUUUUGCGUUGCUUUUGAUAACGAUCCUCGACCUUCCAAUUUCAUCUAUCACCGCCGAUAGAAACCUUGGCUUGAUGACUAUUCUUCGAAGCGACGCUGUGUAUGCUGUGUACGGUGUGGCGACAGCUUCCAGAUUGCAGCCAAUGCAUAUGGUCCCAUCGCAACAAGCUCGUGAAGAACCCAGGAAGAACCUCUGCUGCAUCUUUCUGCACUCUAGACGCACUCUUGAUGC
Messenger RNA from Periconia digitata, 1476 nucleotides. The record is from the annotation of a GenBank genome assembly. Lineage: Eukaryota; Fungi; Ascomycota; Dothideomycetes; Pleosporales; Periconiaceae.